This is a messenger RNA of Neoarthrinium moseri, 4614 nucleotides long. RefSeq lists its product as uncharacterized. Gene Ontology annotation, molecular function: ATP-dependent chromatin remodeler activity; ubiquitin protein ligase activity; ATP binding. Gene Ontology annotation, biological process: protein polyubiquitination; DNA damage response. The coding region runs from base 1 to 4614 and encodes 1537 amino acids. Lineage: Eukaryota; Fungi; Ascomycota; Sordariomycetes; Amphisphaeriales; Apiosporaceae. Gene Ontology annotation, cellular component: nucleus. The record is from RefSeq and is a predicted model, not a curated record. The transcript is spliced from 2 exons.
AUGGGCCGCUCAUCUCUGUCCAAGGCCACCCGGCCCAAGGCAGAUGCCCGCUUCAUCCGAAUAGGGCCCAACGGCUCAUUUCCAGAGGAACUCAUCGGUCUGCUGGCGUCUCUGCCUGAUCCAGGGCAUACCGGAGCUCCCGAAUCCGGUGAUACCGAGGAGCCUCCCAGGAAGCGGGCUCGUGUUGAAGGGCAGCUAGACGCUGUCACAGUGGGCAAGAGCAGCAUCGUGUUCGCGCAACGCUGCCCAGCCGGCGCUCGCCCGAUCGCUGCCUUUCAGUGCCCCGACAUCUCGCGCCUUCUCAGAGUACAGGCUGACAUGGUAGAUGAAGGCCAGUUCCACAGCCUCAAAUCACUGACUCUGUCUACACUUUCGCGAAGCCCAUUUGGUCAGUUCACAUUUGAGAUUUUCCGUGGUCGCGGUGAUCGUCUGUCCGAGGAUCUGCAUAAUAUCCUAGACGUUCUGCGUCGCAAUCGGGAUUCUGUGGACUCUGAGGGCGCGAUCCGCAUCUCAAUACACGUCUCAUUUGAGAGGCUUGGGCCUAAGGAUACCUUGGCCUUGUCAUUCGAAGUGAAGUGGAACCAAUCGAGAAACAUGUUCAAAGGCCUCAGAAACAAGCAGCAGCGAAAGAUCUCAGAUAUCAUACAGGACCGAUUCGUUCCGAACCUCACAAGUAUCGCCAAUGAAGUUGAAACUACUGCCUUGACCCCGCAAGCUUUCUACGAGGCCGCAUACAUGACCGACGAAACGUACACCGGUCUGAGGCACGUAGAGGUCCCGAACCUGGAAGCAUCCUUGUAUCCUUUCCAGCGAAGGGCAUUGAAAUGGCUACUACAGCGAGAGGGUGUCCGCUGGGCGGCACGCCCAGGUGAGGCGCCUGGUAUCGAGCCUUGUCCAGUCGAAGAUACGUCUACCCUUCCUCUAUCAUUCAGAGAGGUUCAGGAUUUCGACGGCAACACCUUCUACCACAGCGAGUUAUUCCACGUCGUCACCACAGAUGUCGGACCAUGGCGUGAUCUUGAGUCGACGCUGAAAGGUGGUAUACUUGCCGAGGAGAUGGGUUUGGGCAAAACUGUCGAAACCAUAUCGCUCAUCCUGUUCCAUCGACGAUCCGCCGAAUCCCAAAUCAUUCACGACUAUUUUACAAACACAUGGGUGAAGCCUACGGGUGCGACGCUCAUUGUGACCCCAGAGACCUUGAAAAGGCAGUGGGUUAGCGAGUUUACCAAGCAUGCACCGGCCUUGCGUGUAAUGGUCUACGAAGGCCGAAAAAGCCACAAGCAGACCGAAGACGAGUUGACCGCCCUGAUGUGCGAACACGACGUCGUGGUCACCACCUACAAUGUCUUGCGUACCGAGAUCCACUUUGCGCGACCUGAGCCGGACAGGUCGAGGCGCCAUGAGCGACAGCAACCGCGAGCUUCAUCGCCACUCGUGAAACUAUCCUGGUGGCGCGUCUGUCUUGAUGAAGCGCAGCAGAUCGAGAGUGGUGUCAGUGCGGCUGCCGAAGUCGCCAGAUUGGUCCCCAGAAUCAAUGCUUGGGGCAUCACUGGAACACCGGUAAAAGAGAAGAUCAAGGAUCUUUGGGGUCUCCUGCUCUUCCUCCGAUACGAGCCGUUUGCCUCGUAUCCUGUCAUAUGGGAUGCACUCGUUUCCGGCCACCCGCCCAUCUUUGCAGACCUCUUCAAGCGCCUUGCCUUGAGGCACACAAAGCAUGCUGUUCGCCACGAGCUCGUCCUGCCCCCUCAGAAACGAUACGUCAUCACGAUGCCUUUUACUGCAGUCGAGGAACAGCACUAUAGGACUUGUUUCAAAGAUGCCGUCGAGGAAGCCAAGCUGGAUACAGCAGGCAAGCCACUCUCCACCCCUGACAUGUGGGAGAUCUCAACCCCCAACGCUGUUGACGCUAUGAGGCGGGCUUUGGUAUCUCUCAGACAGACAGUGCUCCAUCCUCAGUUGGGCCCACGAAAAGGUCGACCACUUGGUCAAGCUGCCAAGGCCCUCAAGACCAUUGACGAGGUUCUCGAUGCCAUGAUUGAACACACCGACAACUUGAUUAGGACGAACCAAAGAUCGCGCCUCACUGCCAAAUUGGUGAGAGGGCAGCUGCUGGAGAACUCACCCAGAGUCCGUGAGGCUUUGGCCAUCUGGGAAGAGGCCUUGAAAGACAUCGACGAUCUUGUGACUGAGUGUCGCGAGGAUCUCCGUGUAGAGGUCGAGAAUGCUGGUCCGGCCGCACCGAGGCAGCCAGUUGUCAAAGAAGACAGCGAGUCCGAGAACGAAGAAGACGAGGAAGAUGUCCCUGCUCGUGUGGGUGAGGCGCGUCGAAGAUUACGCGGCUUUCUGGAUUUGAAACACCGAGCUGUCUUCUUCAUCGCCAGUGCUUAUUACCAAAUCAAAUCCAAUGAGGAUAUGACCGAGCCGGAGUCGGAGGAGUUCAAGAGGCUGGAGCAGCUGGAGGUCGAAGGCUAUGACAAGGCCAAGGAGAUCCGAAACGAGAUUCUCCAAGAGAUACACACAAAAGCCGCGGGGUAUAUGACCGAGCUAUCUAAGAGAGCCGGCUCGCAGAACUUUGCGGACAUCCCAGAGUUUGUGUGCGAUCUCAAACCCGGGCUCGAAACUAGAUCGGUGCAAGAAAAGUUCGUGCAGCUCGGUGAGGCGCUGAACGACCAAGCCAACGUUGUGGACGAGUGGCGAGAGGCAGUUAUCCAGCUCCUUCUCAAACCUUUGGUGGACCAAGAGGAGGAUGAGAUUACUGGAGAGGAGUACGAGAACUCGACAAAGAUUCAAGGUGAUCUUAUGGUGUACACGACGAUGCUACGGGCCGCCAUAUCUGAUCGACAAGAUGCCCUGAGCGGCCUUACCAACGAACGUAUCAGACACGAGAUCAAGACAUACGAGCUACAAGCCAAGGACGACGAAGGCCCAUCCCCAGAGAAGCUGCUAGCGCUCCUCGAGGCACGUGAGGAGGUCAACCCGACGGCGUUACAGGUAUCUCUUCGAGGUAUCAUCUCAGAGCUACGAGAGCUAGCCACAAAGCUCCGAGGCGACGGCGACACCCUUCGUACCAGAGCUGAAUCGCAUAUCGUUGAUGCUCUGCUCAAGCUUGUGCAACAUGAGAUUACGGCUCAGGAAAAGGCCAAUGGCAAGCUGGAGCGAGAACUAGCUCUUUUCACGUCGGCAAUGAAUGCACGUGUCGAAUACUACCGGCAGCUGCAAGCGGUCUCGGAUACCGUCGCCCCUUAUGAGUUCAUGGAAGGCGAGGACCGCGCCAAGACCUACGAUCUCCGACUCCGAGACGAAAGCCAAUAUGACCGAGUCAUCCAGACUGCGAUAGCAUCGCAGCGCUACCAGGUCCAUCUCAAGAACCAAGGUCACGAGUGGAGCAAGAAGACGUGCCCGAUUUGCACGGAUGAGUAUACCGUCGGGGUGCUCACGCCCUGCACGCACGAGUUCUGCCGAGACUGCCUCUACCAGUGGGUAAGGGCCCAUAGGAAGUGCCCUAUCUGCAAAACAGUCAUCUCCAUGAAUAAUUGCCACGACAUCGUGGUCAAGAAGCCUGAGCUCAGGCUGCACCAGAACGACGAUAACAAUAACCAAGAAGGACCGGCAGGCAACAGUCCACGAUCACAGCACAAAACCCGCACACGUGGUAUCUUCGAGGAUUUGAAUGCGGCCACACUCAAGGAGAUCCGGGAUGUGCCGCUCGAAGGGCCUGCGCUGCCGACCAAGGUUGACGCACUUGUCCGGCACGUCAUCUGGCUGCGGCAGGCCGAUCCCGGCGCCAAGUCGGUCAUCUUCUCACAGUUCAGCGGGUUUCUGGAUAUCCUCAAACGGGCGUUUGACCGCUUCCAGGUCGGGUACUCCUCGUUUGCCACCAAGGACGGCAUCGCCCGAUUCAAGGAGGACCCUGCCGUGGAGUGCUUCCUCAUGGACGCGAGAGCGCACGCCAGCGGGUUGAACCUCGUCAACGCCAACCACGUCCUCCUCUGCGAGCCCGUGCUCAACACGGCCCUCGAGCUGCAGGCCAUCGCCCGGGUGGACCGCAUCGGGCAGGAGCACCAGACUAACGUCUGGCUGUACCUCGUCGAGGGCACCGUGGAGGAGUCCAUCCACAACCUGUCGGUUAAGCGCCGGCUCGAGCACAUGGCGGACGCCACCAAGGGCACCAAGGGCAAGGGAAAGGGCACCUCCACCCCGGACAUCUCCGAGGACAACCUAGCCGUGGCCAACUCGCUGGAGCUGCAGCAGGCCAACCUGCCCAAGCUCAUGGACAAGGACACCCGCCUCGGCGAGGUCGUCCACCAGAACGACCUCUGGGCCUGUCUGUUCGGCCACCUGGAGCGGGAGAGCGAGGCGCAGCGCGCCGCCGCCGCCGCCGACUCCCGUUUCGAAGACCGCGCUGUGGUUAGCUUCCUGGCCGGGCGGGCGGCCGACGAGCGACGGGAUGCCGAGGCAAGAAUCGUCGCGGAGCAGGAGCGCGUCGAGCUCGAGGAGAGGCGCGCCGCUGAGUUCAGACGCGAAGAUGAGAGAGAGUGGGUAGAUGCCCUGGCUGCGGCUGGAGAGCUGGAUGUACCGGAUGAGGCUGAAGAUGCUGGUUCGGAUGGAAUGUAG